AUGAAACGUACAGAGAGUGAUGUGGACCUAUUCUCAAUCACAUCAAACUUGAACACUCUUUCAUCAGUGUCUCAGUUGUUGUCAGCCCGUAAGGGUAACAAACACUCCUACUUCAAUGAGAUUACGCCUGAGCAGGUCGAGAAGAUCAAUCGAACGAUAGACAGGAUUGACCCUGAGUACUUUAAGGAGGACUUUAACAUUGGAUACCUAUUGGAUCAGGUCGACAAAGACUCAACCAUUGACGGCAUCGACCAGCUGUCUGUAAAGAUAUAUGGCUUCUAUGAAGCAAUCGACUCCAAGUUCAAUGGACUUAUCAUGAAGAGUUAUAACAGUUUUGUUGAAGGCAUGUCACAGGUAUAUGAGAUCGAGAAGGACCUGGCACACUCGGCUGUCAUGUGCAAGUCUGGCAAACACUACCUGAACGAGGUACAGAAGGACUUGACAGCAUUUGGAUUCAUCUUGCUGCAGAAGUAUCGUAAGAAGCAGAUAUAUCAAUACCUACAUCAAGAGAUCGAGAAGAUUAGAGACAUCAACAAUGCAACAAAGAAGGUCGAUCGACUUCUAGAGAUUCACGACUUCCCCAACGCCAUCCUCUACAGCCAGACCUCAAACAAAACCAUUCUCUCCUCUGCCCACUACACCUGUAUAUCAAACAUCACUUCAAGCUUCCAGUCGAACCAAAUGGGCAUCAUCGACAAGAUUGACUCGACAUUCACAGAGAUAUGUCACAACUUCAAUGAGAACACGUUUGAGAAGAUCAUGCGUGGCUAUCUCUAUUUGCAACAGAAACAACAUCUAAAGGAUAGGGUACACCAGAACUUCAUCCUAAACAUCGAGGAUCACACCAGGAAGAUACUAAGGUCACACCUUUAUAACAAUUAUACUCGACCCGAGGAGCUCAACUCGAUGAAGUUUGUAGAUAUAUGUGGAGUGCUGAAGGAGGACCAUUAUGUGAUAUCAUUGUUGGCCAUUCUGGAGCAUCUUUCAGACUUGAUGUGCGCUCACUAUCGAAUGAGAAUCACCAUACUAAAGAUGAUCAAGAAUGCAGAGGAGAAUGAAGAGAAGGAGUUUUAUAUAGAGAUAUUGAAGCUACUGAGUAAUAACAAGAAGCAGAUGUGGAACUCGAUUCAGAACCAAGUGAAGCACUUGCUCAGUGCAUGUAAGACUACAUUCAAGAUUGAAGAGUUCAUCAAGGUACUACAAUCAAUCAAUCAGUUCAUUGAAGUUGGACAUGAGUUCUCAAGCUCGACAGAGGAAUCGAAUAUCCUGCGGACGGCAAUGAAGGAGAAGUCGCUGGGCUACUUUGAGAACUUCCACAAGAACACAAUCGAGAACCUCAAGGUCAUGCUGGAGAAUGAGAUGUGGCAAAAGAUAUUGCUGCCAAACAACUAUACUGUGUUGGACAUUCAAGAGUUUGGCGCUGUUAUCUCUGCAUCCACUGUGCCAGGAGGCGCAAACUCCUCGGCCACAUCGACAGCUACCUCCACACCCAUGCUACUGCUCUCACCAUACCUGGCCUUGAACGCUGCGGCAGACAAACACAUCAGUUUGGAAUUGGACGACCAUCGCAGCGAAUUCUUUGAGCAGUUCAUCAAGGAUGGCAACCCAUUCCUCAUCAAGGAGGGCAGGAAGACCCUGUCCGAGGCCGCUGGCGAUCGUAUAUCAAGCAGCAGCAAUGGUGGCAACGCACUCAAUGGACACGGCGAGAGCAGCAGCGACUCGUCUUCGGGCAGCACCACAACUAGCUCGCCCAACAUCUCGGCCAUCACAGUCAACGUCAUUCGUCUGAUUGGAAAGUACUUGCAGAUGAUGAAGAUCCUUCGCCAGCUCUCUUAUCUCAUCUUCACGGCCAUCUCCCAUCUUCUCGAAUACUAUGUAUACACAGUGUUUGUAUUCUUUGGCGAGUGCAACAAUCCCAACCUCUUUGAGCAGGACACAUUUGCCAAUGUCAGUCCAGUGCUCAAGAAGACCAUGCAGCGCUUGAAGCUCAAGUUUGUCGGACAGACACCUCCACAGACCUCGAUGUUGAACACCACCCAUCUGUUCCAAUCGAAGCUCUCAUCUUCGCCAAUAUCACUUCGUGGCUCUUCCGAUCACUCCAAGUCACCGCCUACACUCUCAUCACUGGGUGCCACUGGCAGUUCAGGCAACAAUGCAAGUGGCAACAGCAUCACUGACGACUCAAUCUCAAUCCAAUGGUCGAUGCCCAAGCUAUCACCAGAGAUCGACCUUGCUCAACCUCGUUCACUCGAAUGUCGUGUCGUUGGUCUAGAAUCAAUGAUGUUCUUGGUUGAGGCAAUCAUGGAAGCACAGCCAUUAGUAUUGAGUCUGGUACCAGCUGAGAAGGCAGAGUCUAUACAUCUAUUCUAUUCCGAGACAGUCAGUGUCAUCAGUGCACUAAGGAAUCUAUGCUACAAGAACAUUGCUAUCAAGUCACUAAAGAUGGACCCGAACAACUUGAUCAAUAUUGUAGCCAAUGAUACACGUUGGGAACUCAAGGACGCACCACCCAAUCCAAGCCCUUAUGUCAAUAUGAUAUUCAAGCUACUGCACUUCUUCAAUGGAAUGUUGGACGAGGUGGAGAAGAAGAGUGGCGUGCUGACACAGAAGGUCAAGAAUGUGCUGUGGGAGAACGCUGUGAUCUAUGUGAUGGAGACAUUGAUCGACUCAUACUCCAAGAUCAAGAAGUGCAACAAUCAUGGUAGAACUCUGAUGACGAUGGAUCUGAAGGAGCUUCAGUCCAGUCUGGAGAUCGUGUCGGCCAUCAAGCCAAUCCCCCAUCUACAACACGUUGACAAGUAUAUCAAGGCGUACUUCCUGCCCGACAGCGACAUCUUUAACCUGGCACGUGACUCUGAGUUCAGUGUACGACAGGUGAUUGGAGUGGUCAACGUUGCCAAUCAUCUCAAGAAGCAACAGAAGCAGAAGCUGAUAUCCGACCUCGAGGAGCUUGAGAAGCAGAGGAAGUCUGACGCAUUCAGAUAG
Molecule: messenger RNA, 2985 nt
Organism: Acytostelium subglobosum LB1
Lineage: Eukaryota; Evosea; Eumycetozoa; Acytosteliales; Acytosteliaceae
Exons: 9
Coding region: 1-2985 (994 amino acids)
Biological process (GO): endocytic recycling; retrograde transport, endosome to Golgi
Cellular component (GO): EARP complex
Molecular function (GO): SNARE binding
Source: RefSeq, a predicted model, not a curated record